UCUCCGUGCGAUACAAACAAGGCAGAGCGGACAAUACCCCGCGAAUCUCGCGAAGCUUAAAAGUGCUCGAAUUCAAGGGUCCCGCCCAACCCAGACCUCGACCUUCCAUACACGCCACCACGUCAAUGGGACCCGAUAUCAUUCAUCUGCCCGAUGGGCAGCACUUCCACGUGACGCCCGUCUUUGCGGGUCUCUUCUUUAAAUCGGCUGAGCUCAACACGCCCCACAACCCCUUCCCGAUCGGAUGGACCAUCGUGAUCCAUACCGAGGAUGACACCGGCGACGUGGAGGAUGCGCCCAGCACCGUCCCGGGGUCGGGGGGUGCCGCAGGGGGGCCUGCCUCGGAGAAGAGAACGCACCUCCAUUCGUUCAAGAGACCAACGCUGCAGAACGACAGCCUUCUCAUAUCAUCCAUCUCGAACCCGUCCACCUCCGACUUCCGGCCGCCCGCAAGCCCCACGCGACAGAUCGCCCUGAUGCUCUGGGUCACGCUCUACUGGUACUUUCACCAGCCGCCGCCGCCCACCACCGUGCAGACGGACGCUUCCAAGCUGACCCCGGACGCGGGCAAGCCGCGGGGAGAGUGGAUUGUGCGCAUCAGGAGAGACGGCAUGCUGCGUGGACGGAACUUGCUGCCGAAACUGGAACACAUGGGCCUGAUCGCAAGCUUGGACUCGACCGUCGGUACAGAAGUCGGGGACACGGGUGACAACUGGUCAGACAUGUUUGUCACGCAAAGGAUGUUCUGGCAGAUACCGGGGCGCCUGUUCCUCUUCACUCUCCAGCCCGUCGGCAAGUCCACCCGGUCCUGCCCGGGUUCGCAUGCUCCGAGCGAUCCAGGCUCGCCGAUGUCGGGUGAGUACUCGUCGGUCCAUCCCCAGCGCGCCAUCGCCGAGGCAGGCGAUCUUCCCGGGGCAUCGCCGCCCACCUCUCUCCCCGGCGCCCCCCCGGUGCCCAUCAGCCCCUUCUUCAGCGCGUCACACCUCCCGACCUACUACCCGCCCCCGCCGCUGCACUACGUUAUCACCGAACACGUACGCCACCCUCUCCGCCCGAAGCCGCCCCAAAUGGGCGAGGUCUUUUACACGCGCUUCAUCCCAUCCGUGGGCCAAUACCUCUCCUUCCGCGUAGCAUCCCUCUCGCCCCGGCCGGUGCCGUACAUGGGCCCCGUUGGACACCGGCCGCCUGUGCAUUCGCACCUCGUGUCCAUGACCGAUUCGGCCCUGCUAGAGUCCUGGCACGCCAACCCGCGCGUCUCCAACUUCUGGGGCAAGUAUUCGCCCGACAUGUUGACCAAUGCCCUCAAGAGCCGCCACAGCUUCCCCGCGAUCGGCCUGUGGGACGGCGUGCCGUUCGGCUAUUUCGAGAUCUACUGGGUGAAGGAGGACUUGCUAGGGCGGUAUGCCGGGUCCGUCGUCGAUGACUGGGAUCGAGGGUGCCACGUACUGGUCGGGGAGGAAUGGGCAAGGGGGAGGGUACAGAGCUGGCUGACCAGCCUGGUGCAUUGGAUGUUCUGUGCCGAUUAUCGGACCAUGAACAUAUGUUUGGAGCCGCGGGUCGAUAACGUCAGGUUUAUCCAGCAUCUGCAGAACGCUGGGUUCACAAAGGAGAAGGAGAUUACGUUUCCUCAUAAGCAGGCGUGGUUUGGGAGGCUAAGAAGAGAAAGCUGGGAAGGGCCAGCCCUGUAAUAGCUUCUACGGUCAAAUUGGCAAAGCUGACAGCUAAGGCGAGUUGAACUGAAGACAAUCAUUUGAUUGCGCCUAAUGGAAUGUUAAAACACUCAACUGGCCCAGGCAGCGGAUUGAGAAUCGUGAAACCCAUUAUUCAUUAUCAACAUCCAUGACGGCCUGGCGAGUUUGAGAAUAUUAAUAUGCCGACGUGUGCAAAACUCUGCCUUCAUUCCGUUGGCUUCGGG
Thermothelomyces thermophilus ATCC 42464 is the source of this 1915-nucleotide messenger RNA. RefSeq lists its product as uncharacterized. NCBI's taxonomy places the organism in Eukaryota, Fungi, Ascomycota, Sordariomycetes, Sordariales, Chaetomiaceae. The transcript is spliced from 2 exons. Bases 126 to 1688 code for a protein of 520 amino acids. The record is from RefSeq and is a predicted model, not a curated record.